Molecule: messenger RNA, 621 nt
Organism: Rotaria sordida
Lineage: Eukaryota; Metazoa; Rotifera; Eurotatoria; Philodinida; Philodinidae
Source: the annotation of a GenBank genome assembly
AUGUUUCGUCCACCAAUAUGUAAAAGUAAUAAUUGCCUUUCACCACAUAUAAAACCAUCAUCAAAUAAAAAAAUUAAGUUAUAUAGUUGUUUAUCAAUAAGUUCAAAUCAACCUCGUUCAAUGACGGAUUCAAAAUGUGUAAAAAUAUUAAAUUUAGAUAAUUUUACAAUAAAUCAAUCAUUUGAUGAAACAAUUCAUAUACCAUUAGUAAAACAAUUUCGACAAAAUACAACAUUUUAUAUACAUUUUUAUAUUUAUCAUGGUAUUGAUCCAUUUCAAGAUCGAACACAUAUUUAUCGUCAACGAUUAAUAUCAAAAUAUCUUAUUCCACAACAAAAUUUUAUGAAUCUUUUACAAGAAAAAUUACCUUCAAGUCUAACUGGUAUUAAUGAACAAAAUCAAAAUAAAUCAAUCAAUAAUUCAUCGGAUAUACCUAUAACUCAUAUUUUAAAAAGAAUUAUAUUUCAUGGUGUUAAUCAAGAUAUUAUAUUUGAUAGAUUCGACAUUCCACCAGAACUUUAUCAUUUAAUGACUCUAUAUUCUCAAACAACUUAUGGUCCUUUGAUUAGUUUGGAUGAAUUAACUACUCGACUUCGAGAUUAUCAAGCAAGUUAUAUUUAG